AUGGUGUGGGUCAAACCGGAACAUCUUAUACUAGCUCAAUCAUUUUGGUCAUGUGAGAAAGCAAGUCAAUACUUCAAGCUUCAAAGGCGAAAGGGACACGGAACUCGUGGAUUUUCAUCUCUACUAGUUGCAACAAUCGAUUCUGUAUUCGAUACAAGACCACCGCCAUACAGAAUCAUUUACGAUUUUGACAAUGAAGAUAUUCAUAUUUCGAUUGUUCUCGCAGUAGCCGUUGAGCAGAAGGAAAUCGAUGAACAUUGGAAUUAUAUUCAAGAACAUUUCAUUCCUGCGAUCGAGCCUCUUCAACUUGAAAAAGAUGUUCGUCGGUAUAUCACAACAAAAGUAGAAAGCUUAGCGACUAAUUCAGAAGAAAUUAUUGCACCUUAUUCAGAAGAACUAGACUCAGUGUCGACUCGCUCUUGUCUUGAGAAGUUUCACAAAUCAUUUUCAAUUCCACCAGAUGAAAAACUAGUGAAUUAUUAUAAAUGCUGUCAUUGGAAAGGUAAAGUUCCAGCACAAGGAGACUUGUUUUUCUCAGUCAACUUCCUAUGUUUUCACUCAUUUAUUAUGGGAAAUGAGACAAAAAUCAAACUGAAAUGGACUGAUAUUGUGAGGCUCGAACGAGUAUCUUCAAUGCUCUUCUCGCAAAGUAUGCUUGUCGUGACAAAAGAAGACAAAAAAUUCAGUUUCUCAAUGUUUCUAAAUUUCGAAGAAACAUUCCAGCUUGCAUCACAACUAGCCAAUAUAGCCAUGAAACAGUUGAUAGAGGAGGAAGGGUUCUGUGAGGACAGUGCUUUGAGAAGAAAGAUGUUGAUGGAAAGUGAACAUAGAAGAACAAUUAAAACAAAAGCUUCAUUUUUAAAACGGGAUCUUGAUGCAAGACAUCGAAGUGACGCUUUCAGGUGA
Molecule: messenger RNA, 906 nt
Organism: Caenorhabditis remanei
Lineage: Eukaryota; Metazoa; Nematoda; Chromadorea; Rhabditida; Rhabditidae
Exons: 8
Coding region: 1-906 (301 amino acids)
Source: RefSeq, a predicted model, not a curated record